Molecule: messenger RNA, 2288 nt
Organism: Menidia menidia (Atlantic silverside)
Lineage: Eukaryota; Metazoa; Chordata; Actinopteri; Atheriniformes; Atherinopsidae
Source: the annotation of a GenBank genome assembly
GGAAACUAGACAUUUGAGGAAUACAUUUUUUUAAUCCUAUGGGAAAUACCCUCGUGGCAGAAGGCAGGCCUGCUGUCGGAACUGCGCGCUGUGCUGCCCCCUUGUGGCUCCUGCAGUGAGUUUUGUGGGUGGAUUGUGUGAGCGUUGGGGUACACGGCUACCCGCAAAGAAAAGGCACCAUUUUGGUGACGUCACUCAGGUGUGGCUUCAGGAAAACAGGUAGAUUUCUGUGUCAUUUCGUGGGUUGGGGUCGUCAACGUCCACGCUGACGGCCUAGAAAAACGCCUGAGCCAUCACUGUGAGGAAGGAGAAGCAUCACUGGCGGUUUGUUUGUGCCGGGGAAGGAAGUUCCUUGCAGGAAAAAGCACCAAAAGAGUCUAUAAUUAUAUCCGACUGCUUUUCUCUCACGGGACGGUCAGUGAGAAGGAGAGGGCUUCGAAUGCUGCCCCACAAGUCACCGUGAGGCGUUUGGAAGUCUAUCACAGCCCGUGGAUUUCUACACAUCAACCAGCAAUCCGGUUUGUUUGGAUUGGAGGGGUCAGAUACUGUUUCUGCGUCUGGAGCCAUCACUACGCUUCCUGUAGAAGGUCCAGGGCUGCCGCAGGGAUGGAGAACAUCGACCUGGAGCAGCAGGAGCCCUUCCCCGUGGACAGAGAUGGGAAUCGCUUAAAGAAAGAGGCACAGGAGCCGGACGGGGGCAGAAAGAUGGGGUGCUGCGAGAGGUUCCAGCAGGCGGUCUCCAGAUGGAUGCUUCCAGAGGUCUCGCGCAGCACCUACCUGGAACGUGCCAAUUGCUGCCCGCCCCCCAUCUUCAUCAUCCUCAUCAGUAUUGCAGAGUUGGGAGUGUUUAUCUACUAUGCUGUGUGGAAGCCUCAGAAGCAGUGGGUGACCCUGGAUGAAAGCAUCUGGAAAAGCUCUCUGACCUACAAGCCUGAAAGCCGGCACGAAGCGUGGCGCUUUGUUUCCUACAUGUUUGUCCACGCCGGUGUGGAGCACAUCCUGGGCAACCUGCUGAUGCAGCUCCUGCUGGGAAUCCCGUUGGAGCUGGUCCACAAAGGAUUUGAAGUGGGAAUGGUUUACCUGGCCGGUGUGAUUGCGGGCUCUUUGGCCAGUUCUAUCUUUGAUCCCUUCAGUGCCUUGGUGGGGGCGUCCGGAGGCGUCUAUGCUCUUAUCGGGGGCUACUUCAUGAACGCAGUGGUGAACUUCCGGGAGAUGAUUCCUCUUCUUGGAGUGUUCCGAAUCCUGGCCAUUUUGUUAAUUGUUGGUGUAGAUUUUGGAUUUGCCUUCUACAGAAGAUUCGGGAAUCAAAACGAGGGUUAUCAGGUGUCAUUCGUGGCUCAUUUCGCCGGGAUUGUUGCCGGGAUGACCAUCGGCUACGUCUUCUUCAGCGCUUAUGACCACAAGCUGCUGAAAGACCCACGCUUCUGGAUUUGCAUAGUGGGCUUCAUAGUAUUCUUUAUCUUUGCAGUGCUCUUCAACAUAUUUAUCUCGCCAGCACAAUAGCACUGUAAAACUGCAACCGGAAAUCCUCGUGCCUCUCAGGGAGACGCAUUUUACUGAUCCAAUUCAGGGAUUCAAGAAUGUUUCAUUCAUCACUUGUUUUCAUAUCGGUCAGAAUUUUCUAUUUUUAAAGUUUCAAUUGUGCUUUCUGGUGAAACGCUCCCUCCUGCUGUUGUCGUGUAGCACUGCAGGGAUUUAAGACAAAGAAAGGGUGCCAGUAGGAUAGUGUGAAAAGUCUUUUUCCUAUCCAGAUUAGAUCUCGGCACUUGUUUGGUGUGCUGUAACACUUCUGACUUUUUGGAUUUAACAUGACAUUUGUAAAUGCUCAUGUUUUUUCUAGAUUUAUGUUCUUUAUAUCUGCUGUUUUUCCAAUGAAUCCUUACCAACUCUAUGCCAAAAUCCAACUUAAACAUAUUUCUUUAUUUAGCAAAUGUUUUAUCCUAUGUCACUGUUAUUUUAACUUUAUUUUAACUGCUAUGAUUGUAUUGAAUUGGUUAAUUUAACGUCAUAACCCAUCUUAACUUUGUAAGUAUUCAUUUUCCUAAUUGUCUUAAUUGUCCUAAUUUUCCAUGUAAUGUAUCAAUAUUAAAAUGUAAUUUCUUGUGAUACAAGGCAUCAGUUCAGAAACAGAUUAUAUCUGAAGUUAUCCUCGUUAUUCACAUUUACAAUUAAACUUGAGACUUUUUUUCUAUUUUCAUGUGAAAUAUUUGCAUUAAAUGUCACUACUUGUUUUUAAAAACAUGUUUUUCAAGUUUGAAUCAACAUAUAAGGAAUUCAUUUUAACUGGA